GGUAAACAGAUGCUGAACUUUCCUCUGCUCUUGUUGUAGAUUAAAGACAAUAAACCGGGUCAAAAACUGAGAUAAAAGUUGAUAUCUGAUCGGAGGAGUUGUUUUCCGGAUGGUACGAGUGUUCGGGGGUCGGAGCCGGACUCAGAUGAGGAGGAUUAACGCGGUGGACCAUCAAACACAUCACAGGCCAUCAUGUUGUUUCCAUGACGACAGGGCUGCAGUCUACCGUGUUACCAUCCUCUGAUAGGUCACCUGUCACCUGUCCGUCAGCAUGCAGCUGACCAUUCAGAAGCUCCCGGCUCAGCUGAGGCGGAGCUCCAAACUCAGGAAACUGACGGCCGUGCUGCUCGCCGCCUACGCUGUCAAGAAACUGAGCCCGUAUGUCUGGAGGAGGAUACAGACGGCUGCAGGAGGUAAACAGCUGGGCGGAGCUAACCUACCUGUGGGCGUGGCCAGUGCCACCUCCAGCUGUGUAGAAAAAAAUGGAGGGACCAAGAAGAAGAGAGACAGCAGGUCUCCCGCAGUGAACAGGGACUUUGUCCUCAGACUGUCUCGUCUGUUGAAGCUCUUGUUUCCACGGUUACUGUGUCCAGAGAUCGGCCUGCUGGUCCUCCACUCCCUCACCCUGAUGUCCAGAACCUUCCUGUCCAUCUACGUCGCUGCUCUGGACGGUGUGAUUGUCAGGUGCAUCGUGCAGAAAGACCCUCAGGCGUUCGUCCUGCAGCUCUCUAAGUGGCUCCUCGUUGCCGUCCCCGCCACCUUCAUCAACAGCGCCAUCCGGUUCCUGGAGGGUCAGCUGACCCUCAGAUUCAGAAGCCGAUUGGUCGACCACGCCUACCAGCUGUACUUCACCAACCAGACGUAUUACCGGGUCAGCAACAUGGACGGCCGUCUGUCCAAUCCCGAUCAGUCUCUCACCGAGGACAUCGUCAUGUUUUCAGCCUCCAUCGCUCACCUGUACUCCAACCUGACCAAACCCAUCCUGGACGUGGUCGUCACCUGCUACACGCUGCUGCGCACCGCCCACUCCAAAGGCGCAAACACCACGUUGCCCUCCGUCAUCGCCGGCCUGUCGGUGGCGUUCACAGCGAAAGUCCUGCGCUCCUGCUCGCCACGCUUCGGGAAGCUGGUGGCCGAGGAGGCGCGCAGGAAGGGAGACCUGAGGUACAUGCACUCACGCAUCAUCGCCAACUCCGAGGAGAUCGCCUUCUACGGAGGACACAAGGUGGAGAUGGCCCAGCUGCAGAGGAGCUACAGGUCGCUGUCGUCUCAGAUCCAUCAGAUCCUGCUGAAGCGUCUCUGGUACGUCAUGUUGGAACAGUUCCUCAUGAAGUACGUGUGGAGCGCGUCCGGCCUCGUCAUGGUCGCCGUGCCCAUCAUCACCGCCACGGGAUACUCCAAAUUUGACUCGGAGGAGGUGAAGCAGGCCGCCCUGGUGAUGAAGGAGGAGGAUCUCGUUAGCGAGAGGACGCAGGCCUUCACCACGGCGAGGAACCUCCUUAACGCCGCCGCUGAUGCCGUGGAGAGGAUCAUGAGCUCCUACAAGGAGGUAACAGAGCUGGCAGGUUACACCUCCCGUGUGUCUGAGAUGUUGGAUGUGUUUGAGGAUGUGAACGAGGGGAUCUACCGUCGCUCGGCAGACACAGAGGAGGAGCUGACAGGAGGAGGAGGAGGAGGAGGAGGAGGAGGAGGAGGAGGAGGAGGAGCUGGAGCUGCUGUGAUUCAGCACGGUCAGAGGGUCUGUGGUCCUCUGCAGAUCAGAGGACAUGUGAUCAGUGUGGAGAAGGGGAUUCGCUGUGAGAAUCUGCCAAUCAUCACACCCACUGGAGACGUGGUGGUUUCCUGUCUCAACAUCCAGGUGGAAGAGGGGAUGAAUGUGUUGAUCACAGGUCCAAACGGUUGUGGUAAAAGUUCUCUGUUCAGGAUCCUCAGUGGACUGUGGCCCGUCUAUGGAGGAGUGCUGUACCGCCCGGAGCCGCAGCACAUGUUCUAUAUACCUCAGAGGCCGUACAUGUCCGAGGGGACUCUGAGGGAUCAGGUGAUCUACCCGGACUCUGUGGAGGACAUGGUUCAGAGAGGAGUCACCGACUCGGUCCUGGAGGGGAUCCUGGGGACGGUCCACCUGCUCUACAUCCUGGACAGAGAGGGAGGCUGGGAGGCCGUCAGUGAUUGGAGGGACGUUCUUUCUGGAGGAGAGAAACAGAGGAUGGGGAUGGCUCGCAUGUUCUACCAUUGUCCUCGCUACGCCCUCCUUGAUGAAUGUACUAGCGCCGUCAGCAUCGACGUGGAGGGAAGCAUCUUCCAGGCGGCAAAGGAUGCUGGGAUAGCCCUGCUGUCAAUCACACACAGACCGUCCCUGUGGAAGUACCACUCUCACCUGUUGCAGUUUGAUGGAGAAGGAGGGUGGAGGUUCGAGCCCCUGGAUGCCUCCACCCGCCUCUCUCUGCAGGAGGAGAAGCAGCGUUUGGAGGAUCAGCUGUCAGGGAUUCCCAAGAUGCAACUGAGGCUGAGCGAGCUGUGUCUGCUGCUGGGGGAGAGAGAGGGGGAGGAGGCGGUGUGACACGCACACACACACUCAGAGUAUUAACGCCAGGUCCUUAUCGAUUCAGAGAAACUUGAUUUUUGAGCACGGCGUGGAUUCAUUGCUGACAUCUUUUGAUGACACUGUUACCAUGGUGAUUGACAAAUCAGAAAGAGAGCUGUUCUGUGAUGUCACUUCCUGUCAGACACACAGGGCUCGCUCUGUACAGUGAUGUCAUUAGUGAUGUCAUUAGUGAUGUCACACGUCCUCAUAUAGAAAUAUAUUUACACAUAUAUGAUACUAGAGAUUGUUUUAUUUGAAGAAUUUAUCAAAUUAUAAAUCAUGUUAAUAUUUAGUUUAUUUUAGGAACGUCUCCGUCUUCGCGUUCUGUUCUUUAAUCUUUAACAAUUUGAAGGAGUACUAGCUCAGACUAUCAGUGACCUCACUUCCUUUUCGUACACUCUGCAAACGUUGAAGCUCUGAUUUCCUACACUCUGUCCUGUCCCUGAACCUGUCACCUCAAACAGGUGUAACAUACAGAUGUCACACCUGCAAGAAAAACCUGGAGUGGUUUCCAUGGUUACAGCAGGAAGUUCUCACGGUUAAACAAGACCACUUAGUGUUACACACACACACACACACACACACACACACACACACGCACACAGGGUCUGGAGGGG
This is a messenger RNA of Labrus bergylta (ballan wrasse), 3201 nucleotides long. RefSeq names its product ATP-binding cassette, sub-family D (ALD), member 1 (gene abcd1). Gene Ontology annotation, molecular function: long-chain fatty acid transmembrane transporter activity; ATP hydrolysis activity; ATP binding. The record is from RefSeq and is a predicted model, not a curated record. Gene Ontology annotation, biological process: peroxisome organization; long-chain fatty acid import into peroxisome; very long-chain fatty acid catabolic process. Gene Ontology annotation, cellular component: peroxisomal membrane. NCBI's taxonomy places the organism in Eukaryota, Metazoa, Chordata, Actinopteri, Labriformes, Labridae.